AGCUUUCGUUCCCGCCGAGGGGUCGCCAAGGCGCUAGGCCGCAUUCGGGCGGCACGCGGUCUCGUCUAAGCGAGGGCUUUUUCCGCACACACUUUAGAUCCAACCUGACACUAUAGAUCAAGAUCGAACUUCGAGCUCGUCUUCAACUUCCCUCUCACCACCCGCUCCCCUCGAGACUUCAUCGCCAGUCCGACCUCGACCACCAUGUCUCACGCCGAGCUCGCUGUUUCCUACGCGGCCCUGAUCCUCGCCGACGAUGGCGUUGAGAUCACCGCCGACAAGCUCCAGACCAUCCUGGGUGCCGCCAAGGUCCAGGAAGUUGAGCCCAUCUGGACUCAGCUCUUCGCCAAGGCUCUUGAGGGCAAGGACGUCAAGGACCUCCUGACCAACGUUGGCUCUGGUGGUGCCGCCGCCGCCCCCGUUGCUGGCGGUGCUGUCGCUGCUGAUGCCGCUCCCGCCGCGGCCGCCGCUGAGGAGAAGAAGGAGGAGGAGAAGGAGGAGUCCGACGAGGACAUGGGCUUCGGUCUGUUCGACUAAGCGCAUUCCUAUAUCGUUUCCUUGCUUCUGUUCCAUGUUUCCUCGUUUCUUCUGUAUCGUGCAACGACACCGGUCACCAUGAUGGGACGGAAAAAAUUAUCAAUGGGGGGUUCUCUCUGGACACUGGGCGCAACCCGCGCAGGCUGGUGCGAAGGCUAGGAAAUGGAAAAUACCGGACGGGUGGAUACAAGGUGCUGGGAUUGGGAUGCCGCUGGGAUUUCUGCUCUUCAAUCGCCGCCGCCAUAGGGACAUG
This is a messenger RNA of Paecilomyces variotii, 790 nucleotides long. Its product is annotated as 60S acidic ribosomal protein P1. The coding region runs from base 205 to 537 and encodes 110 amino acids. Gene Ontology annotation, cellular component: cytosolic large ribosomal subunit; ribosome. Gene Ontology annotation, biological process: cytoplasmic translation; translational elongation. Gene Ontology annotation, molecular function: protein kinase activator activity; structural constituent of ribosome; ribonucleoprotein complex binding. The record is from RefSeq and is a predicted model, not a curated record. The transcript is spliced from 4 exons. NCBI's taxonomy places the organism in Eukaryota, Fungi, Ascomycota, Eurotiomycetes, Eurotiales, Thermoascaceae.